Molecule: messenger RNA, 729 nt
Organism: Rotaria sp. Silwood2
Lineage: Eukaryota; Metazoa; Rotifera; Eurotatoria; Philodinida; Philodinidae
Source: the annotation of a GenBank genome assembly
AUGUUCAAUAUUUCACAACGUCAAGCUGCAUUAGUCGCAGGAUGGUCAAUUUUAAUAAUGGCAAUUCUUGCAGGGUUUGCCUAUGGUUUUGUUCUUCAAGGUUUAAUUGUACCUGAGAAUCCAACGUUAACAGCAAAUAAUAUUAAAUCUUCUAUGAUGCUAUUCCGUCUUAGCAUUUAUAGUUUUUUGAUUAUCCUUAUUUGUGAUAUAUUAGCGGCUUGGGGACUUCAUGUUUUUCUCAAACAAGUAAACGAACAUUUUUCUUUGCUUACUGCUUGGUUUCGACUUGUCUAUUCAGUAAUUUUGGGAACUGCCUUAUUAAAUUUCAUUUUUAUUGUGUUAUUAUUGAAUGGUGAAAAUUACUUGUCUGUUUUUGAAAUAAGUCAAAUAAAUGCUUUGGUAACUUUUUUUUUAAAUGCAUUUCAUAAUAUUUGGUCAAUUGGAUUAAUUAUUUUUGGAUGUCAUUUGUACAUGCUUGGUUAUUUAGUUCUCAAAUCUGAUUAUAUUCCAAAAAUAUUUGGUAUUUUAUUAAUCAUUGCUUCUUUAUGUUAUUCAAUCAAUCAUUCCGCUAAUUUACUAUUACAUAAUUACGAAAAAUAUAAACCAACAAUUGAAUUAUUUAUUAGUUUACCUAUGAUAAUUGGUGAAUUGGGAUUUGGUUUAUGGCUUUUAUUCAAAGGUGGUAUUUUAUCUGAGAAUGAAAAUAAUUCACACGGAAAAAAAUAUUGA